GCGCGGGCGGCGGGCGGAAACUAAGGGGAAAAGGAAGGGACAAAUUAUCUGGUAAUAUCAGAGUGCCUACAGCUCCAAAUGGAAUUUGACUGGCAUGGAUAAUAGACCUGUGUGAUUCGGGGCCAGCCACUUCUCUGAGUCUGUAAGGGCAUCAUGAGUGAAGCCCCCUGCAGAAAACGUGAUGACUAUUUGGAGUGGCCCGAGUAUUUCAUGGCGGUGGCCUUCUUAUCGGCACAGAGAAGCAAAGAUCCAAAUUCCCAGGUUGGAGCCUGCAUCGUGAACGCAGAAAACAAGAUUGUCGGCAUCGGGUACAAUGGGAUGCCCAACGGGUGCAGCGAUGACCUGUUGCCUUGGAGGAGGACAGCGGCCAAUAAGCUGGACACCAAAUACCCUUACGUGUGCCACGCCGAACUGAAUGCCAUCAUGAACAAAAACUCGGCCGAUGUGAAAGGCUGUACGAUCUACGUCGCCUUGUUCCCGUGUAAUGAGUGUGCCAAGCUCAUUAUCCAGGCGGGUAUCAAAGAAGUCAUUUUCAUAUCUGAUAAAUACCAUGACAGUGAUGAGACCACGGCCGCAAGACUCAUGUUCGACAUGGCAGGGGUCGUCUUCAGGAAAUUCACACCAAAGUGCAGCAAGAUUGUCGUUGACUUUGAUUCAAUUAACAGCAGACCAAGUCAGAAGCAUCCCUGAGUUACAUCUCAUUAAAUCUCCAGAAGAUUGGUGUUAUCCUCUUCUAAGAAGCUGCUAAUGCCUUUCAUCUCAAAGUUACACGUAACUUUCUGCGAGCCAGUGCAGCAAAAGUAGACAUCUGGAGAAUAUAAAGCCUCACCUCUUCCUGGCUGUCUCUCCUGUCUCAUGGAAUCUGUGUCUGUAUAAACUGUGGGUUUAGGGUUUAAAAUAAAGGUGUCUGUAGAUGACCUGUCGCAUAGGACUGGAGUGGGGUGCCUGCCCCUCUUGUCUCCUGGUUUGUCGGGAUGCCACUGGCUUUGUGGAAGGGCAUCUGCUGUAUUUCACAGCUGCUCUUCACCGCCGCGUGUGCUGGAAGGACAGAUAAAUAAUUGUGUUUCCAGCGGCGUGAGCAGACACACUGAUCUGAACAUCUGGUGCAAAUGAAGCAUAAUGUGCACAGUGUCCUUGAAAAAAAAAUAGGCCCCCCAUGACUGUAGCACCGGAGGAUUUGCUUUACAGGGUUGGGGGAACACCCCCCACCCACCCAAAGCACCUCGAUGGGGCGGCACAUCUGUCCUUGCAGAUGGUGAGUGUCACGGAGCCUGGAGUCUCUGCUUCGGCUGCUCUGCUGCCCAUGGCCGGUGGCAAGUCGUCCCUCUGAGGGUCGGGGCCCCUGUUGGUUUUGCUGCUUAUCUUUGGGUUGUUGAUCACACGGAGGGAGCCCUUGCAUUUGUCUGAAUACUGAGCUGCCCUGGAGGAGACAGCCUGCCCUGCCCUGGGGGUCGCCCUGGAGGGGCAGAUGCCCACCUGCUUCUCCCACCACCUGGAAAUGUGUUAGCGCUCGCCCGUGUGCCAACAGGGUUCAUUUCCAAAGCUGCUCUACAAGCAGAGAGUCAAUUAAUUCUUACCCUGUAAGUAAAAUGUGGGGAAUUCAGCCUGCCUCGAGGCGGCUCCUUGCAGAUCUCUUGGCAACUAGAGGCAUUUGUGGGCCCGGCACCCAGCCUUCCUGGAUGCACCCGUGCCCUUCCUCAUUGCUGGGACUGGGGAAUGUGUGGCUGUGUACCUUGUCUUUAAUCUCAUUUCAUUUUUAUUUAACACACUCCACACCUUUGUUGAGAAAACAGUUUCUUUAUCCUAGAGAUUAUGACCGUUUUAAAGUGCUCUUACAUUUUCAUGAGUUUUUAUUUUGUCUCUGAGGUUUUGUACUCCAUAUUCUAGGGCAUUUUGUAAUUUGGCUUCUUACCAAUAUUGUUAAAAUCUUAUUAAAAUCUACCACACUGAA
Molecule: messenger RNA, 1951 nt
Organism: Manis javanica (Malayan pangolin)
Lineage: Eukaryota; Metazoa; Chordata; Mammalia; Pholidota; Manidae
Gene: DCTD
Product: dCMP deaminase
Biological process (GO): pyrimidine nucleotide metabolic process
Cellular component (GO): cytoplasm
Molecular function (GO): dCMP deaminase activity; zinc ion binding
Source: RefSeq, a predicted model, not a curated record